CACUGGGUACAAAGGUUAAGACAAAGUGAAAUCAUAUGACAUACUUUUUUCUAUGUGAGCUCCUCUGUGCCCAGCUCUAAUGGUGUAGAAGAAACUGAAUAAAUUUCUUCAGCACACCAGUCUCAGAGACAAAAGGAAAAAGUAAAGGCCUGCAAUAUGAAAUUCACAUGCAUCACAGUCUUGUUUUGGCCCUUCUCCAUGCUAUUAUUAUUGGACAAAAGCCAGACUUCUAAAAUAGAAGUCAAAUGUAAUUUCACUGAAAAGGAUUAUUCUUUGAUUCCAGUGGGUAUCAAUAAUAAUGUUACUAUCCUUGAUCUCAGUUAUAACAAAAUUACUUUGAAUGUUACAGACACAAGGGUGCUACAGAAGUAUUUUUUACUUACUGAGCUCUAUUUGAUUCAGAACAAUAUCACUAUCUUACAUAAUAGUAGUUUCAGUAACCUCUCCAAUCUAGAAAUCUUAAAUAUAUGUAGAAACUCCAUUUAUGUUAUUCAACAGGAUGCAUUUGUAGGCCUAAAUAAACUAAAACAAUUACAUCUCUGCCAAAACAAAAUAUUACAACUAAAUCCUGACAUGUUUAUGCCGCUAAACAACCUGAAACUUCUGAAUCUGCAAGGAAAUUUGAUAAGCUACUUUGAUGUACCACAACUAUUUCAUCUGGAAUUAAUAAUUUUAUAUGGAAAUCCAUGGAACUGCACUUGUAGUUUAUUCAAUUUGCAGAACUGGUUGAAAACAUCAAAUGUGAUACUAGAAAAUGAGAACAUCACCAUGUGUAGCUAUCCACACAGCCUGAAGUGCUACAAUAUCAAAACAGUACCCUAUAUGGCUGAAUGCUACUCAAAGUUUGCUUCAUCUAUAACUGAAGAUCUUUAUGUUCAUUUUCAGUCCAUUAGCAAUUCAACUUUUAAUAGUUCUUUAAACAAUUUCACAAGAAAUUCAGAACAUGAACCUCUUGGAAAAAGUUGGGUUUUUCUUGUUGGUGUUGUUGUCACUGCACUGAUGACUUCACUCCUCAUCUUAACUGCUAUCAAAUGCCCAAUAUGGUAUAAUUUUCUGCUUAGUUACAAUCAUCGUCGCCUAGAAGAGCAUGAGGCAGAAACCUACGAAGAUGGUUUUCCUGGAAAUUCAAAUUCUCUUCCACAGAUAGGAGAUAUAAACUCUGAAGACACUACAGUAAUAUUUGAACAGUUACAUUCAUUUGUGGCAGAAGAUGAUGGUUUUAUUGAAGAUAAGUAUAUAGAUACCCAUGAACUGUGUGAAGAAAAUUAAUUUUAAAAUGUUUGACUGCUGAUAAAAUAUCAGACCACUCACAGUUUAGAUGUGGAGACUUGGAUAUGUAAAACAUACCAAAUUGGAGCUAGUAGAUCUUCAUCUUAAUUAAUAUCAUAUACACAAAUAUCAUAAAAAUGUUUUUCUUAUUGAGCAAGGGGGGCCAAAUGAAGUAACUGACACUCUUAGAGCUAACAGUUACACAAUUAGUUAAUCUACAGUGCUAGCAUUAUUAAUCUCAGCAGUACUUAGAACAAGUAAAAAGGCAGCUAGUGUAUUAUUCAUUAAAUAAAUGAAUAUAUUCUCACAAUAACACAUAUUUGUGACAUAGGACAUAUUAAAUUAUACUAAAGUCCCAGUCAUUAAAAAAAUAAAAUAUUUUAGAUUUAUGUCAUGAGUUAAAGAACAGAGAACUUCGACUACACACUAAGAUUAGUUCUAUGCUCACAGACUAAUUUCAUGGUAUUGAAAAAUAUUUUAUGUUAAUGGUUCCUGAAUUAGAAAAACAUAUUUACUCAAAACUUAGUAGAAACUUAAGCACAAGGCACAGUGUUCAGGUAUAAUCCUUAAUGAUUACUACCGAUUUCAAUCAGAAAAAAAGGCUAUCACCAAAUUUCAUGAUUGGCACAAUUUAGUACCAUGGUGGCUUCUCAAGUGGGCAUCACAAUUAUUUAUGAAUUCUAUUUAUAAAAACACACAUUUCUGCCUCUCUCUGGGAGAUUAUUCGAAUGAAUCUGUGCUGGGACUAAGGAAUCUUUAGUUGGUCCAUGGGUAGCUGAUAACAUGGAGCAAUGUUUCUCAAAUUGUUUUCUAGAACACUAACCUCCAGAGAGACAUUCAGAAGUAUUUAUAGGAUAAGAAAAAGGUACAUGGGCCAAGCACAGUGGCACACCUGUAAUCCUGGCUACUUGGGAGGCUGAGAUAAGACGACUGUAUUCAAGGUAGCCUGGGCAACUCAGCAAGACCCUUUGUCAAAAUAAAAUUUUAAAAAAUGGCUGGGUCGGGGGUGGUGCACACCUGUUAUUCCAGCAGUUCAGAAGACAGAGGCAGGAGGAUAACAAGUUCACUGAAAGCCUUAGCAAUUUAGUGAGGUCCUAAGCAACUUAGCAAAAAAUCCGUCUCAAAAUAAAAAAUAAAACGAGGUGGGGAUGAGGCUUAGUGGUUAAGCACCCCUGGGUUCAAUCUCUGUACAAAAUAAAUAAAAAAUUAAAAAUAAUUGGGAUACAUACAGCUCAGUAGUAGAGCACUUGCUUAGCAUGGAUGAUGUCCUGGGUUCAAUCCCCUGUGUGUGUCUGUCUGUCUGUCUUUCUCUCUCUCUCUCUCUCUCUCUCACACACACACACACAAAUAAAUAAAUAUAAAAAGAAAAGAGAAAAUUUAAAGGGUGCAUGGUCAAAUUACUAUAGAAAACACUGUGUUUAAAAGAAGUGAAACAAGAUCCCUUGAUAUAUAAUAUAGAACUUAUCUGAGACUUUACUAAGCUAAACUGCUUUCUCAUCAUUCAAGAGAAACAUAUUAAGAAUUUUUCAAAUUUAUUUACUUGGUACAACUACUAAGAGCUCAUAGCACAAUAAUAGUCCAAAGAACAUACUCUGCAAAACACUAGCCCUAAGACUGUAAAGGAAGAGUUCAUCUAAAGUCAUUAUUGUCAAUUCCCUUAUAAUCAACCGGCUGCAAAUAUAAUUUUAACAACUCAUUGAUGCUAACUGAUGUUAAAAACUGUAGUAAAAUCUGUAAUUUUAAUAUUCCACACAUAGAAAUUAGUGUAUUUAUCUGUUAUCUUAAAAGAUAAAGAUCUCUGAAACAUUGAAAUAUACUUAUGGAUGAAAUGUGGAUUUUCCUCAUCAUAAUAAAUGUAAAGCGAAAGCUGUGGAUGAACAGGGUUAUUUAUAUGCUGAAAGAGCUAGGAGAUGGGUACAUAAAGGUAUACUAUUUUUGUGUAUGUUCAAAUUUCUCUAUAAUAAAGUUUUUUAAAUGUGUAUGUACUUGAUAAUUCCUUAGAAAAAAGAGACUACAAAUGUACAUCUUGUCAUGAUCUGUAAAAUAGUCAUUUUAAAAGCUAUAUCAAAUUCUACUUUGAGGAAAAUAUCUACUCUGGGGAAAUAAAAUCUGUUUAUGAUGAUAUAUCCUUUGAAAUAGAAGAACUGAAAGUUUAUAAUACAUAUUUGCUUGUGUUUAUAGAAGCAUAUUUUCAAUAAAGAAUAUGAACAUUUUGUCUAA
Marmota monax (woodchuck) is the source of this 3489-nucleotide messenger RNA. It is a transcript of the gene Lrrc19, whose product is annotated as leucine rich repeat containing 19. Gene Ontology annotation, biological process: interleukin-8 production; positive regulation of non-canonical NF-kappaB signal transduction. The transcript is spliced from 5 exons. The record is from RefSeq and is a predicted model, not a curated record. Bases 157 to 1269 code for a protein of 370 amino acids. Gene Ontology annotation, molecular function: signaling receptor activity; protein binding. NCBI's taxonomy places the organism in Eukaryota, Metazoa, Chordata, Mammalia, Rodentia, Sciuridae. Gene Ontology annotation, cellular component: plasma membrane.